Anopheles stephensi (Asian malaria mosquito) is the source of this 2229-nucleotide messenger RNA. Its product is annotated as phenoloxidase-activating factor 2-like. The record is from RefSeq and is a predicted model, not a curated record. The transcript is spliced from 5 exons. The coding region runs from base 1001 to 2101 and encodes 366 amino acids. Gene Ontology annotation, molecular function: serine-type endopeptidase activity. Gene Ontology annotation, biological process: proteolysis. NCBI's taxonomy places the organism in Eukaryota, Metazoa, Arthropoda, Insecta, Diptera, Culicidae.
UAAGUUUUGCCUUCGAUUCAACAUUUCGGUGACGUUGUGACAACCACACUGUUCAGAUUAGUCGGACGUCCAAAGGAGCGAUAAGAACCGUGACGCGUGAGACAGCGUGGAUCGUCUCGGACGCAUCAUGAAUCCGAUCGCGUCCUGCGAUUGCCGACAGCUCACCAGCAGCAGUGCCUGACCUCCAGGUUCCAACCUCUCCCCAUGUGCUCGGAUCGUGCGUGCGUUUUUCUACGGUUAAUGUGUUGAUGCUUCAUCCAGCACGUCAUUGCUCCCAAAUUGCCGUUCUUCCGCCCGUUUCGUCACACCCAAGAUGAACGAGAUGAAUGAAAGGCCCUUUUUCUGUUGGCUCUGGUCCACAAGAGAAGCUGUAGAACGAGAGCCAAACACGCGAAACCGUGCUCCCAACCGUUCUCCGAUUUGCUCCUUCUUAUCUCACGCUCUCGCGCAAUCCCCAGGAACAACACGGAAGCAGCGCUGGCGCCAUGGACUACCACACCGCCAGUGCUCUGGGCGGUAUGCCGGCUUCUCGAGACUCGAGUCUCCGGUCAUAUGCAGAAGCAAAAAAAUACCAAAUCCCUCUCGUCGUCGGACUGCCAGUGCUGGGCAGCGGGAAUAACAAAACUAGGUUGGUCCAAAAAACAAGAAGUUCUCCGGCACUCUGUCUGUAAAGCGUGUGUCUGCCGGAACCGGUCGGAUGGAGUAACAGCAGUGUUGUUAGCACUGCUGGUACGGCUACUACUAUUGUUGCUGGUGCGGCUGUUGUCCGAUGGGAAUGCUGUGUAGCCGAGAAACAACGGCAUAUAUACACACACAGCAGCUGAUAAGCCACGGUCGAUCGAAUAGCGUGAGAAAUAAGUGCAGUGUGCGUUCGGAAGUCUCGCCCAGCUGGAGUGUAUUCGCUAGUGCCGUUUGACGUUUAUGUGACGGUGUGUGGUUUUCUGCACCGCAAGUGCAUCCCCUUCGCUCACCUAUCCGAAUUUGCAAAGUGACCAGAUCGAUGCCGGUACGGUCGGGAUUUCUGCUACUGCUGCUUUGGCUCCACCAACGACUACCCGCAUCUACGCAAGCAACCGAACCAGCCACCAGACGCUGCAGCGGAGGACUGUGCAUCUUGCCCGAACUAUGUCGGCCCGUCAGCGUCAACGUGUACGAUGAGGUGCAUCUGGACUUUUUCAGCGUGUCAAGUUUCGAUCGUUCCAGCUCCGACGAGUGCCGGUUACCACAUCUCAAGUGUUGUCCAUUCGACCGUAUCGUCCGUGCACCGGACACCGAAGCACCAGACGAGAACGAAAUUGUGUGUGCAGCACGAAAUAACAACGGCAUCGGACACGUCGAGCAGAAGGAUAAAACGCGCGCCAAAUAUGGUGAAUUCCCUUGGAUGGCAUUCGUGUACACCGCGCAGGCCGAGUACGAGCUGUACCUGUGUGGUGGUACACUAGUUCACUCGAAGGUAGUCAUCACGAUCGCACACUGCAUCGAGAAUCGUACCAGCAACGAGCUGCGGGUCCGCCUGGGCGAAUGGGAUCUUGAGCACAUGGUCGAGAUAUAUCCCCCACAAGACCGUGCGGUCAUAGCAAGCGUAACGCAUCCUCAGUUCUACAGCGAACUACUGCUAAACGACAUCGCCAUUCUGUUCCUGGACGAGCAUGUCGACUUCACGGAGGUAGUCGGAAUAGCCUGUUUGCCACCGCAGAACGCUAACUUCGAUCACAAGCGGUGCCUUUUCACCGGGUGGGGUGAGGACGAGCGUGGUCGCAACUCGUCCGUACUCAAGCGCACCAAGCUGCCAAUCGUACCGAACGGCCACUGCCAGCGAGUACUCCGUCGCCAUCUGCUAAACCGAAGCUUCCGGCUGCACCAGGGCUUCCUGUGUGCUGGUGGCGAGUCCGGUAAGGAUGCGUGCCGUGGUGACGGUGGAUCUCCGCUCGUCUGUCCCAUACCACAUUCCGAAAAUCAGUACUACGUGGUCGGUUUGGUCGCGUUCGGGUACGAGUGUGGUACACAGGGUGUGCCGGGAGUUUACGUCAAUGUUCCUCACUAUCGCGACUGGAUCGAUGGGGAAAUCGAAAAGAUGUAUCAUGUUGAUAUCUUCGUUUAGGCCUUCAACUCGCCACAGGUUAGCCGCUUUCUAAUUUUAAACGCACGGAUGCGUAGUUCGCUGUAAGCUUAGCAUACAACUCUCAUCUUUAGAUAAUAAACCGUUCGUACUUACCACGCUACAAACUG